Molecule: messenger RNA, 1027 nt
Organism: Ictalurus furcatus (blue catfish)
Lineage: Eukaryota; Metazoa; Chordata; Actinopteri; Siluriformes; Ictaluridae
Gene: endou
Product: endonuclease, polyU-specific
Exons: 7
Coding region: 46-954 (302 amino acids)
Molecular function (GO): RNA endonuclease activity
Source: RefSeq, a predicted model, not a curated record
AGUCUCUGGAGUUAUUCUGCUCUUCUCAGAUAAGCUGUUUCCACCAUGAGGAACUUUCUGCUUCUUCUUUUCACUUUCACCCUGAUCAGUCAGGGACACGGAGACUCUGAUGGCAGCAGUAGAGCCUCAGACACGGAGAUUCAGGAUGUUUCAGAGGUUUUGUACAUUCUGGACUCGAACAAAGCCUCAGCAUCAGAACUCAUCAUCAGCCCACAAACCCUCAUAGACCAGUCUGAUAGCAGCACCAAGAAUGACCAGUCACCUCUACCGUUGUUUGCGUAUGUGAAUGAGGCGUCUCUCUUCUCGAAGCCUACCUACGCAGCAUUUAUUGCUUUGCUGGAUAACUAUGAGAAGAAGACGGGCGUGUCGGAGAACUUCAGUUCUGCAGAGGUGCAGGAACAGGAGAACUUCCUCAAACAGACCAUGAAGAACACAGAGCUGGGCAGAGAACUGUUCUCCUUCUUCUAUACUAAAGGUUAUUACAGGUCGUGGGAGGAGUUUCUCUAUGAUCUCAGGAUGAUGUGGUUCGGUCUUUACUCUCGCAGCAGUGGCAGUCUGGACUCCAGUGGCUUUGAGCACAUCUUCUUAGGAGAGAUUAAGAGUGGGAAAGUGUCUGGAUUCCAUAACUGGGUGAGAUUUUACCUGCAGGAGAAAUCAAGGCUGCUGAACUACUACAGUCACAGUUACGACGGCCCUUGGACGUCGUAUCCCGAUGUUCUGGGGAUGCAGUUCAUGUGGGACGGUUAUUAUAAACAGGUCGGUUCUGCUCUGAUCGGGUCCAGUCCCGAGUUCGACCUGGCCGUGUUUACACUGUGUUACGUCACACGACCCGGAAAAAACUGCCGUCUGAGUCUGGGAGGAAAACCGCUGAGCAUCCAGACCUACACCUGGGACAAAAACACCUACGGAGACGGCAAGAAGUACAUCGCCUCGGCUUACCCCAUCACCCCGUAACCCACCGCCUGUGCUCACUGCACAAACAACCCACUUCUUUAUCAGAUAAACUGAAAUAAAAGUAAUUACAGCA